Messenger RNA from Acytostelium subglobosum LB1, 1323 nucleotides. RefSeq lists its product as hypothetical. The coding region runs from base 1 to 1323 and encodes 440 amino acids. NCBI's taxonomy places the organism in Eukaryota, Evosea, Eumycetozoa, Acytosteliales, Acytosteliaceae. Gene Ontology annotation, molecular function: hydrolase activity, acting on ester bonds. The record is from RefSeq and is a predicted model, not a curated record. The transcript has 3 exons.
AUGAUCAUCACUGAUACCUGCUAUGGAGUCAUACCUUUGAGGAGGAAGAAUGGUGACCAGGAACAACAACAGGAAUGGGAGAUACUUGUUAUACAACACUUGAAGGGCGAACAUUGGGCCUUCCCAAAGGGUCAUCCAGAACCAAACGAGACAGCAUUGGAGUCUGCCAAGCGUGAACUACACGAAGAGACUGGUUUGGUGAUCGAUACAUUGCUGGUUGAACAACCAUUGACAGAGCACUACAACUUUGAGAACAAACGUGGCGAUACAAUCAACAAGUCUGUGCACUACUUCUUGGCCCAAGUGAGCGGCACUCUCGUACUUCAAGCUGAGGAGGUGAAGGACUCGCGAUGGGUGCCAAUCAAUGACGCUCAUACACUUCUCACAUUCGAUGCCGCCAAGAACCUACUCAAGUCUGCAAUCGACGCAUUGCACCAACACUCAAUCAACGACAAGAUGUUGGAUUCAUUCCAUGCCAACAAACAUCUGAUCAUCGACUCACACAGCCACAUUCACGAAGAUGUGGAUAACCUCGAGUUCGCAGACAUCAAGCUACCCCUGCACUGCACCUGGUUGAUGGGAACGACCGUGGACGACUGGACACGUGUCAACAGAUAUGGUGACCGUCUGGGCACUCGCACCAUUCGUUGCUUUGGCGUGCAUCCCUGGUUCGUGCAUCUCGUGCACCCGCCCAAGGAGCUGCUGGACACAAACCCCGAGCAAGACCCAACCAAGAUGGUGUCUGACACCUACCCAACGGUGAUCAACACUGCUUGGCCCGACCAGCUACGUCAACAACUCACACAGUAUCCCAAUGCGAUGGUCGGUGAGAUUGGAGUGGACCGCGUGACCAAGUGUCGCGCCACUGGCAAGAACGAACAGGCUGAGCAAUGGAUAGUAUUUGAUCAACUGAUCAAGAUUGCAGUAGAAUUCAAUCGUCUUGUCAGUCUACACUGUGUUCAACUUCAUGGCAAGCUCCUAGACUACUUCAUCGCACUACCAAUCGAUCAGAUGCCGAGGAAGAUUGCCCUUCACACGUUCAGCGGCAAACCAUCAACUGUUGACUCAUUCGCCAAGAUGAAGACCAAAGGCAAUCGCUUCUACUUUGGCAUCUCAUUCAUUAAUCUCUCAUCAUCAAAGGUGUACAAGAUGAUCAAGUCGAUACCUGAUGAUAGACUAUUACUUGAGUCUGAUCAAAACACUCCACUGGAGGCAGAGUCGAGCAUAUUGGAUGUUGUAAUGGCCAUUUGCAAGGCCAAGGAAUGGACAGUGGAACAGACGAUCACCAUCACCAGACAGAACGCCAUUGAGUUCCAAGCAUGA